CUUGGCUUGGUGCGCUCAGCUGCGAGACGGAGCCAAGCUUCCACUGACUGCAAAUGUGCAGUAUAGACCAGUUGCACCGAAGCCGCGUUCGAAAAACCCCAUCCACAUCGACAACGCCAUCUUCAAACUGAGCUGGCGGAUUGAGAGAAAUACAUCCUUGAAACCAUGCCAGGCAUUUGGUCGUCUUCCAAUGGCUUCCGUCACCCGUUCCUCGCGGCGCGCUGAAGCUCCGCACCCGCAUCACCACCUGACGCCCCCAGCAGGAGUAUUCGCACAUGCCCAGGGAGGAGGAGGAGGGCGCAACAAGAGGGCACUCGACACUAACGAUCGCGAUUUCGAUGCGAUCAAACCGAAAAGAACGCGAUUUACAGUCGAGAUCUUCGCAAAGGGCACUCACGGACUCCGUGAUGCCGAUAUCGACAACAACAAAGCGGCACCACCCACGCGCAAACCUGCUGCGACGCCUACAGUGGCGACUGCGACACCAAUACCCCCUCCUGCUACGAACGACAGCACGACAUCGAAGCCGAAGCAGGAGCACACUCUGACAAAACACCAGAGCAAAGUUAUCAAUGGAAUCAAACAUGAACUCGAUCGGUUGCAGCCUCAGCCGAGCGAUACUAAUACCCAGGAGCAAGGCCGCAAGCUGCGCUCUCAGGAAGCUACAAGGUUCAAAAGCGAACUUUCUGCCUAUUUUCCUGAAUAUGAUGAGGUGAUUGGGAAUGAGCCCAAGGAGCAGCAAUUAUUCAAUGUUGACACGCCCAUCGUAAUCGUUGAUUCCGAUCCACGACGCGCCGUUUCAGAAAAUCAACGCGCGAUCCCACAAACUCACCACCCCGCAAUUGAAUAUCCUGUACGAGGAUACGGCGAUGCCCUCUUCUACAAUGUAUUCGAUUGUCAGCAAGUCGAUCUAGGUUUUCUAGAAUCGCAGUCGAAGAACAAGACCAUUGAAGAUCCUUUACCAGAUAGACUAUUUCAGCCAAUACAUCGUCGUGCUGAGCGGCUGGAGAGAUCAAUACGUAACACCGAGAAAGGCAGAGCACAGCACGAAAGGGACCAAAUUAUCCGACUUCUCGAAGGACUCCAAGGCCAUGACUGGUUAAGAGUCAUGGGCGUCAGUGGUGUGACAGAGACGAAGAAGAAGACGUUUGAGCCUGCUCGUAACCAUUUCAUCAAAGGAUGCCAGGCUAUCCUUGACAAGUUUCGAAACUGGGUGUUGGAAGAGAAGAGACGGAAGAUGGAGAAAGACAAGGCCCGGGCUGAGAAGGAAGAAGAGGAAACCUCAUCAAGCGUCGAAGAAGAUGAAGCUGGCGAUGAUAGCGAGAAUGGUGAUGCAAGCGACUCAGAAUCACCAGCAAAGCAACUGCAAGAGGAGGCCAUGGCAAGAUCCAAGAAUGCCAAAGGUUCAAAGAACCGAAAAUCGACUCCUCAACCAGCCGUAGCAAAAAUCCCGCGUCCUGUGAAAGCACCACCGGCUCCAAGGCCGCCAGAACCACCCAAGGAGUUCAAAUCGUUCUUCAGCAAGAGAUAUGAGCGUGACAGCGCUCUGCAUCGACACAGGCGCACAGGGAGGAAGAUUAUGGCAUGGGGUCUACCCAUGCCUGAGAUACCCGAGGUUGACUUUGAUUUGCCGGAGGAAUACCGUGGUGAAGAUACCCUCAAGGCUCGCGCGAGGCAGCAGCGCCGCGAACGAAGACGCAGCAAGCAGUGAGUAGUUCUUGUUUGGCUGUUUGUAAUAUCAUUGCAGGCGAAGAGGAUUGGUAGGCCGGUUGUACUAAAUGGGUUGGCGUUUCGGGAGGGAUCUGAGACGCCCUGGUAUGGGCGAUGGUAUCACAGUUGUCUGAUUGGGAUUGUGCGUAUAACUCGAGAACCUUCAUGAGAUGCUAUAUUAGAAUUUUGGCCUGUCGUUCAAAUUGGGCUGCGAAGCCAAUGACAUGUGACACCUGUUGCUCAACGAGGUCCAACCAACUCACUAAGGAUGAGAGGUCAUAAACAGACGUUCGGUAAUAAAUGCCUG
Fusarium verticillioides 7600 is the source of this 2017-nucleotide messenger RNA. RefSeq lists its product as hypothetical. NCBI's taxonomy places the organism in Eukaryota, Fungi, Ascomycota, Sordariomycetes, Hypocreales, Nectriaceae. The record is from RefSeq and is a predicted model, not a curated record. Gene Ontology annotation, molecular function: histone acetyltransferase activity. Gene Ontology annotation, cellular component: SAS acetyltransferase complex. Bases 191 to 1711 code for a protein of 506 amino acids. The transcript is spliced from 2 exons.